AAUUCAACUAAAAUUGCACAAUGAAAUCCGUGUUGAUUACCGGCGCAAAUAGAGGGUUGGGUCUUGGAAUGGUUAAAUUUGUUCUCAAGAACAAUAAGGCUGAAAAUGUUUUCGCAACCUGUCGUAACACUUCUGAGGAACUAAAAGCAAUUUCUCAAGAACAUAAUAACCUGCACAUAUUGAAUCUAGAUGUUACCGAUACAUCGCAAUUUGAUGAUGUGGCUACACAAGUAGCAAAAGUUAUGGGAGGGCAAGGUCUCAAUUUACUGAUCAACAAUGCUGGUGUCACCACGCGUUUCACAAAGCUCAACUUGGUGAAAGCUGAUCAGUUACUGGAAAAUCUUACUGUUAACACAGUAGCACCUAUAAUGCUGACGAAGGCUCUAGUUCCAUUAUUGAAACAAGCAGCGGAAGCUAACAGCGGGAAGCCAAUGGGCGCCGAGAAGGCAGCUGUCAUAAACAUGAGCUCUAUUCUUGGCUCCAUUGCACAGAACGAUCAGGGUGGCUUCUAUCCGUAUAGAUGCUCAAAGGCCGCACUAAAUGCUGCAACAAAGUCAAUGAGCAUUGAUUUAAAGAAAGAUGCGAUUCUCGUUGCGUCCAUGCAUCCGGGAUGGGUAAAAACCGACAUGGGUGGAAAAAAUGCGCCGCUAGAUGUCGAUACCAGUGUCGGCGGUAUUUUCACAACCAUAGACAAACUCGGUGAAAAUGACACUGGAAAAUUCUUGCAAUAUGAUGGCUCGGAGUUGCCAUGGUAAUAUCAAAAUGAUAAUUUUACACAAAUUAAAUCAAAUAACAAGAAAAGAGAUUUUUAAUGUAAGCUUUAUUGGUGGUAGAUUGUUGUAACUGUAAGAACUAUUAUAAUAAAUUUUUAUUAAUGAAAUAAAGUAAUUUUUUACUUAUGUUUA
Molecule: messenger RNA, 905 nt
Organism: Colias croceus (clouded yellow)
Lineage: Eukaryota; Metazoa; Arthropoda; Insecta; Lepidoptera; Pieridae
Gene: sni
Product: C-factor
Exons: 5
Coding region: 21-755 (244 amino acids)
Source: RefSeq, a predicted model, not a curated record